CGACCGACAUGACAGACGAAGUCACCAUACCUGUGCCCCCGCCCCCCAAGGACUGUGCAAGAACUGACGACAGAAGAUUAUGGGUUGGGAAUUUAGACAGUCGAUUAAGAGAGUAUCAACUCCUCAAAAUGGUGGAAAACUUUGGACCACUGGUGGAAUUCGACUUUCUUUAUCAUCGAUCGGGCCCUCAAGCUGGGCAGCCUCGCGGAUAUGCCUUUGUGACGUUUAAAUCCCCUGAUUGUGCGCAGGCAGCAAUGACCACUUUAGAUGGGAAGAACGUCUUAGGUCGGAGGAUGGCGGUCAAGUGGGCACACGCGCAGGACGAGAGUAUGUAUGAAAGAACAAAGGAAAAACCUGCUCCACCCAUCCUUAGUGGAGGGAAAGGGGAAACCAGUCAAGUAAGCAAGAAGAGCAAGAUUGCUGCUCUUGAGGCCAAGUUAAAGUUACUGGAGGAGGACAGUCUGAAGGUGGACCUCAUGCCAGAUGUGGGGGCUGCAUCCUCAAGGCCAACCUCUGUCACAUAUGCCUUCAUAGAGCAGAAGCCCAGAGGACAGAAAGGUGCACCUAAGCAACACACUGCCAGUCAUCCCUACCACCGAUCGAAACCCACCAGAAAACACUGAACCGCGGUGCUGAAUGGUGGAGAAUCUUAUCAUCAUUGCAAUGCUUCCGUUUGUUGACAGAUGGAACAUUUGACACAUUCUCUGGCUUUUUCUAUUUUGGGCUAGUUUCACAUUGUCACCUCUUUACAUAUUUAUUCCAUGGUGUUGCCUUAAUGACACUGAACUCUAUGUUGUACAUAUCAAAUCAUGCACUAUUCUCAUAACAUUCAAAUCAUUAUUUUAGGACAGUGUUUGUGCAAAUGUUUAUGCUAGUGACUGAUACCGAUGCAUGGUUGUUGUUUUGGUUGCUUAUUUAUUGUUAGGGUGAAGAGUGUAAGGAUCAUAUAUGAUUACAUACAAGCAGCCAUUUGUUAGCCCUAAUAGUAACACCAGAAACCUCUGAGAGUAUCCUUUGUAGGUAGGAAUUGCAGUUUACACAUAUAUUUCAUAAGAGAGGUAGAAGAUAUGUAUAUAAUUUUUCUUUGAACAUACUGGCUUAUUAUUACAUUAAUUGUAUUAAGUAUUACUUUUUUUAUUAUAGAGAGGCACACUUGAGAGGCAGUAAAAAUGCACCAAAAGUAUUGUGUUUUUUAUUUAGAUUAUUUAUAAAAAAUAAACAAGAACGGUAUAGAUUAGUGUCAGUAUUAAACAGAGAUGAACGUUCCUUGUUUAUUCUUACCAAAUAUAGAAUUAUAAUCCCAGUAUAUUUAUUUCAGUUUUAUUCCUUUUAGCAGAUAGUCACACAAACACCCAUUUGUUAAAGUUGCAUCUUUUUACAUCUUUGUUGCCUCAGAAUGAAAAUGCAGGUGCUUUGUUCUUACAUUUGAGGAAACACCUGUAAAAAUAUGUUGUCUAUCAAUAUACAGCUUAUUGUCUGAAAUGAGCUGACUGUAUGUGUGAUAUUUUAGUCUCAUGCACUAGCAGAAAAAAAUCAUAUGCUUGGAAAGGAAUUCCUUAUAUUUUUUCACAGAUACCUCAUAGUUCACAGGUUUUGCAGAAGUAGCUUUUUUAGGAAAAAAAAGCAUGAAAUGGUCAUUAGUCAGAGGUAUUUAGAUGUUAACCCAUGAAGGAUGUUGUUCUUAGAUAUGUGUACAAACUGGAUGAAAUACUGCAAAAAAUGUCCUUGCUAUAAAUAUCUAUUUUAUAAAUAUCCCAAUUAAAGUGAUUUCAGCCGAAAUAAUUGUGUAUUAACUCAGUGUUGCUGGGAAAAUGCUGUGCUCAAUUUAAAUUUUUUUGUGAAAUGUCUCUGCACAUAGAUGGCUCUGUAAGUGCUUAGCCCCAAAGGAGUCAUUUAGUAAACCUUGUGACCUUUACUAAUGCUAUGAAUAUAGAUGGUGUUACUUUUAUCAUAGACAUUAUAAUUACUAUAAUGUGAUUGACAUUAGUAACAGCAAUAUAAAAUAACAUAAAAUAUUUUCGAAAAUUAAGGAAAAGGGUAAACAGUACUUGUAAUGGGCUCAUUGGUGACUUAGUACAAGUGUAGCCAUCUGUGUGUAAAAAAAUUAAUGAAGUAAACUCACUUUGGGCAUGGUGUGUAUGUAUAUGCCAUGCCCAUCAGCUCUGGGUUAAAGAGCAUUUUCCCACUCAGUAUGUACACGAAACUCUGAACUGUGCCAUCCUUGAGGGGUCACUUGGUGGGCAGGGAUAUUACAAUUCCUUUUCUCGAAAGCCACCUCUUACAUCACAGGGAGACUGUGAUAAAAAUGUGUAUACCCAAACAUAUUCUGCCUUGAGGCCAUCAUUCUCUGGUGUGCAUAAUGACUAUCGCUGCAAGUUCUCCGAUUUUGUGAUACUGGAAAGUAUUUCUUCAUACAGUGAUUGUCUCGGAUCAAACUUGAAGCACACUUGUGUUGGCUUCAUUUAAUUUGUUUUUCUGCAAUCUCAGGCUUUGCAAGUGUACUUUUAAUGUAUAUUCAGAAGGAUGCAGUGCAUUCUGAUCUUGUAACUCUAUGCCUAGAAAGGUUAUUAAGGUGUAAUACCAAAGGGAGUGUUUGUUUACCUAAGAGAUACAGCAGUUUCUCCAGUGUUGUUUAUGUGAGGUGUCCAUGCUAACAGGGAGUUAGAAAACGUAUCACUGGACGUUUGCUUUAAAUAUACUGUGGUGAUGUCUGUUAAAAAGAUAACUGCAUACUAAUUACUGCUAAGACGGUAAUAUUAACAGUAUUCAAUUUUGAUUUACAUUCAACAAGGUGCAGGUUUUAUGCCAAUAAAUUAUAGCUUUUCUGUUAGACCCCACACACUUAAUAAAAAUAUCUUAUUAUUAUGAUGCUAUUGAAGAGUAACUUCCAGAAUUAAAGUAAAGCUCACACUAUGUCAAGAUAAACCAUAUAUGAUAAACCUUUAGUGAAAUAAUACUGUAGGUAAGUGAUUACACAUGUAAUAAUUAGAUUAUAUGAGUGAGUGGUAUCAUAUCUCAUCAGUUAAACUGUGGGUUUUCCAAACCACUAAGUGCUAACGUUUUUAGUUCAUUGUAUCAAGGUCAUGACACAACUUUUUAGAAUAUUAAAUGGCAAGAUGAAGUUAUAAUCUCUGAUGCCGGGAUUCCUUUCUUCCUUUGGGGUAUGUUGCGCCCAAAAUUACACUUCAUGAUGCCUUUUUGUGUAUAGUUUUAUUUAUUGAUUUUCUUUUAUAUAAUUUUUAUACAAUUUUAUGAAUGACCAGAAAAAAUGUAGUAUUAGUGAGAAAAUAUGGAAAAAAUAAUAUUCUUUUAAAUGUA
Messenger RNA from Penaeus indicus, 3318 nucleotides. RefSeq names its product probable RNA-binding protein 18. The record is from RefSeq and is a predicted model, not a curated record. The transcript is spliced from 5 exons. Gene Ontology annotation, molecular function: RNA binding. Bases 9 to 623 code for a protein of 204 amino acids. NCBI's taxonomy places the organism in Eukaryota, Metazoa, Arthropoda, Malacostraca, Decapoda, Penaeidae.